This is a messenger RNA of Solanum verrucosum, 1607 nucleotides long. Its product is annotated as long chain base biosynthesis protein 2a-like. Gene Ontology annotation, biological process: ceramide biosynthetic process; sphingosine biosynthetic process. The transcript is spliced from 12 exons. Gene Ontology annotation, molecular function: serine C-palmitoyltransferase activity; pyridoxal phosphate binding. The coding region runs from base 128 to 1597 and encodes 489 amino acids. NCBI's taxonomy places the organism in Eukaryota, Viridiplantae, Streptophyta, Magnoliopsida, Solanales, Solanaceae. The record is from RefSeq and is a predicted model, not a curated record. Gene Ontology annotation, cellular component: serine palmitoyltransferase complex.
UAAAAAAAAAUCAUACGCGAAGGGAGGGAUUGGAUUUGAUCAAGCUCGCUCUGUCUCAUCGGAAUCGGAGAUCGGAAUUCUCCUUCAAGUGUUCGCCUUCGCCGGCGGUCCGAUCUCCGACAGUUCAAUGAUCACCAUUCCAUACUUGACUGCCUUGUCCACCUAUUUCAGCUAUGGCUUGCUCUUUGCCUUUGGCCAAUUUCGUGAUUUCUUCAGAAAAAUAUUCGAUUGGUGGAACGCCAGUAAUCUUCAGGGAUAUGCGCCUAUCUGCUUAGGACUCGAAGAUUUCUAUAUCCGUCGGUUGUAUCUUCGCAUUCAGGAUUGUUUUGGAAGGCCAAUAUGCAGUCCUCCUGAUGCUUGGUUUGACGUGGUAGAGCGUGUAUCCAAUGAUAAUAACAAGACACUAAAUGGGACCACAAAAGUUUCAAGGUGCCUGAACUUGGGAUCAUAUAAUUACCUUGGUUUUGCUGCUUCUGAUGAAUAUUGUACCCCACGUGUUAUUGAGUCUUUGAAAAGAUUUUCCGCAAGCACAUGCAGUACCCGUGUUGAUGGAGGCACCACAACGCUACAUAGUGAAUUGGAAGUGUGUGUGGCUAAUUUUGUUGGAAAACCAGCUGCUAUUGUUUUUGGUAUGGGUUAUGUAACAAAUUCAGCUAUUCUUCCGGUCUUGAUUGGAAAGGGAGGUUUGAUCAUCAGUGAUUCUCUGAACCACAACUCUAUUGUAAAUGGUGCUCGAGGUUCUGGAUCCACCAUUCGUAUUUUUCAACAUAACACACCGUCUCACUUGGAGAAAGUCUUGAGAGAACAUAUUGCUGAGGGACAACCCAGAACACACAGACCAUGGAAGAAGAUAAUUGUUGUGGUCGAGGGCAUAUACAGUAUGGAAGGGGAGCUUUGCCAACUCCCAGAAAUUGUUGAGAUAUGCAAGAAGUACAAGGCAUAUGUGUAUCUGGAUGAGGCUCAUAGCAUUGGAGCAGUUGGAAGAAGUGGAAGGGGAGUCUGUGAGCUCUUAGGAGUUGACACUGCAGAUGUGGAGAUUAUGAUGGGAACUUUUACAAAGUCAUUUGGAUCAUGUGGGGGUUAUAUUGCAGGAUCAAAGGAACUUAUCGAAUAUCUGAAGUACAAUUGCCCAGCUCAUCUCUAUGCCACAUCAAUAUCACCUCCAGCUGCCCAACAAAUAAUUUCUUCUAUCAAGGUUAUACUCGGUGUAGAUGGUUCUAGUAGAGGGGCUCAGAAGCUAGCACAGAUACGUGAAAAUAGCAACUUUUUCCGCUCUGAAUUACAGAAGAUGGGCUUUGAGGUUCUGGGGGACAAUGAUUCUCCUGUUAUGCCCAUUAUGCUCUACAAUCCAGCAAAAAUACCUGCUUUUUCACGGGAGUGUCUCAAACGAAAAGUGGCAGUAGUGACAGUUGCUUUUCCAGCUACUCCUUUACUUUUGGCCAGAGCACGAAUUUGCAUAUCUGCUGCUCACUCAAGGGAUGAUCUUAUUAAAGCGCUCGAGGUUAUCAGUGAAGUUGGUGAUCUAGUGGGCAUUAAAUACUUUCCUGCCGAGCCCAACAAAGAGCAGCUAGAAGCAAACAGAGUCAAGCUAGAAUGAGUUAAGUUUC